This is a messenger RNA of Eurypyga helias (sunbittern), 724 nucleotides long. It is a transcript of the gene DAPP1, whose product is annotated as dual adaptor of phosphotyrosine and 3-phosphoinositides. The annotation marks the transcript as partial. The transcript is spliced from 8 exons. Lineage: Eukaryota; Metazoa; Chordata; Aves; Eurypygiformes; Eurypygidae. The record is from RefSeq and is a predicted model, not a curated record.
GUGGUAUCAUGAUAAUCUUACCCGACAUGCAGCAGAAGCGCUGCUGCUUUCCAAUGGGCAGGAUGGAAGCUAUCUCUUGAGGAAGAGUAAUGAAAGGGAAGAUUUGUACUCCCUCUCUGUAAGGGGAAAAGAUUCUGUGAAACACUUCCAUGUUGAACAUACAGGAACUUCGUUCAAAUUUGGAUUCAAUGAAUUUUCUAGCUUGAAGGAAUUAGUUAUGCAUUUUGCAAAUCAGCCUUUAAUUGGAAGCGAAACAGGAACCUUAAUUAUAUUGAAACAUCCCUACCCACGAAAAGUGGAAGAGCCUUCCAUUUAUGAGUCUGUCCGAGUUCACACGGCAAUGCAGACAGGACGGACAGAAAGCGAUCUUGUUCCAAAUGCUCCCUCGCUGGGUACGAAAGAAGGAUAUUUGAUAAAACAAGGCAAAAUAGUCAAGAACUGGAAGACAAGGUGGUUUACACUGCAUAGGAAUGAACUUAAGUAUUUCAAAGACCAGACAGCCACAGAACCGAUUCGGGCGCUUGACUUAACUGAAUGCUCAGCUGUGCAGUUUGACUAUUCCCAGGAGAGAGUCAAUUGUUUUUGCUUAGUGUUCCCGCUAAGGACAUACUACCUGUGUGCGAAAACCGGCAUCGAGGCUGACGAGUGGAUUAAAAUACUGCGAUGGAAACUGUCACAAAUACGGAGGCAACUGGAGCAGCGUAACGCUACCCUCAGUUCCUAA